Messenger RNA from Zootoca vivipara (common lizard), 3802 nucleotides. The record is from RefSeq and is a predicted model, not a curated record. NCBI's taxonomy places the organism in Eukaryota, Metazoa, Chordata, Lepidosauria, Squamata, Lacertidae.
GCAACGUGGGGGACCCCGGGGCCCUCUGAGCGAGGAGGCAUUAGGGUGCCAGGCCCGGGGGGGGCUGGCAGCUGCCCCAGCACCCAAAGGCUUUCCUGCCGUUUCCCCUGGGUGGGGGAACCCCCCCUUCUAUGCCCAGCUUGCAUUUCUAUUCCCAAUGGUUCUGGAGGGGGGUGUCCUUUCUUUUUCUCCCCCUUUGCUUUGGGUGGGGCAGAAAAGAGAAGUUACUUUUCUCUCUCUCUCUCUCGCCCUCCUCUCCGUUAUUUACUUUUAUUAGUUGGCUAUUAACCUCUUCCCGGAGCCUGGCAGGAGUUGGCACCAGAGCCCCAUAUGUUGUGGGGCAAGAGGGAGGGAGGGCUGGCCACGUCUGCCUGUGUACACACAACACACACACACACACACAGAGCUCGGCCUCUGGAUCCAGAGGUGAGAGGGUGCCCGACCCGCCAAGGCAGUUCUUCCCGUUUAUUAGUUGCGUUUAUCCCCUGCCUCCUGGAGCUGAAGGUGCUUCUUCAACGCACACAACAACCCUGCGAGGCCGAGAGGCAGAGGCCAACCUGCUCUCUCCAAGGCCCUCAUCCCAAUUCCAUUCACACAACAGCCCUGCAAGGCGGGUGCAGCACCCCAGGCUCACCCCCCCCCAGUCUUUGGGCGGUAAUCGAACCCAGGUCUGAACUCUAACCACUAUGCCUGCUUUUCUCAACUCACUUCCAGACACAAAGCCCCCCCCCCGGAUUAUUUUCCAGCGCUGCACUGAGGGGGAGGGGGGACAGAACGAAAACGGCCCAUUUAUAAGGAAGCGGUGACUCUCCUCCCCAUCUUUGCGUGAAAACAGGAAGUCAUCUGCCGGGUGACAUUUGGAAGAGGGUGUAAAUAACUUUCUCUGCUCUGCACCCACCAUCCCUCUGGACAGCUCUGGUUCCACUCUGGCAGCCCCCCCCCCCCGAGACGGCCCAGGAUGGAGGGUCCUGCCCUGACAUGCAACAGGACGCAACGCCGCUCCCUGCGGUGAUGGCCCUGCAGAGCUGCUGGCCCCCCUUGAACUUCUUAGAAAGGAGGGGGAGAUGGCAGGUCUCUGUGCCCCCCAGGCUUUCCUGCCCCACUGAAACUCCAGCCAGGGCAGAGAAAAUCCCCCAUCGGGCUUCUAUAGGGCAGGGAGGGAGGUGUGUGUUGGGUUUAUAAGGGGGAACCCUGCCCCACCUCUGCUUACAAACCUCCAGUGAAGGAGAGCCCAGGCAGUAGAGCACGAGACUCUCUGUCUCAGGGUUGUGAGUUCGAGUUCCACGUUGGGCAAGGGAUUCCUGCAUUGCACGGGGUGAGGCCGGAUGACCCCACAGGGUCUCUUCCAGCUCUAGAUUCCGAGGUAGAAACACGGGCCUUUUCUGAUCUUGGGAGGAGACGGUUCAGGGGAGGGGUCCCGAGAGCCUGUUCCCCACCCCCUUUCUCUCCCCCUUUGGGGCAAGAGCCCCCUCCCAAGGAGAACAGGAUAUUGGGAAUAAGUGCACCGUGUUCUGAAAUUCUCCUGCAUCACCACCCAGUUCCUUUUAAGGGCUCAGAGGCAAGGAUUGGGGGGCAAGGAAAGAGAUGGCUGGUUUAUUAUGAUUAUUAUUACCGUACUUUUUCAGAUGGGGCUUAUGGGGGCUUCCAACCCUGCGAUUUGUGAGCUCAGUGGCACCUGCUCCAGGGUUUUCAAGAAGUCCAGCCCCAAUUGCAAACUCACCGUCUACCUGGGCAAGAGGGACUUUGUGGACCACCUGGACAGAGUGGACCCCGUAGAUGGUGUCGUUCUGGUGGACCCCGAAUACCUCAAGGACCGGAAGGUCUUUGUGACGCUGACCUGCGCUUUCCGCUACGGCCGCGAGGACCUGGACGUGCUGGGCCUCUCCUUCCGCAAGGACCUCUUCCUGGCCUCGUGGCAGGCCUUCCCGCCCCCCGAGGAGACUGCCGAGCCCCUCACCCGCCUGCAGGAGCGGCUGCUGCGGAAACUGGGGGCCAACGCCCACCCCUUCAGCUUCAUAAUCCCACAGAACCUGCCCUGCUCUGUGACGCUGCAGCCGGGUCCAGAGGACACAGGAAAAGCUUGCGGUGUCGAUUUUGAGAUCCGGGCUUUUUGUGCCAAAAUUCAAGAUGAGAAGAUUCACAAAAGGAAUUCCGUCCGCCUGGUCAUCCGGAAAGUUCAAUAUGCCCCGGAGAAGCCCGGCCCCCAGCCCAUGGCCGAGACCACCCGCCACUUCCUGAUGUCCGACCGCUCCUUGCACCUCGAGGCUUCGCUCGACAAGGAGCUUUAUUACCACGGGGAGCCCAUCAGCGUCAACGUUCACGUCACAAACAACUCCAGCAAAAGUGUCAAGAAAGUCAAGGUGUCCGUGCGGCAAUAUGCAGACAUCUGCCUCUUCAGCACAGCCCAGUACAAGUGCCCCGUGGCCCAAAUCGAACAGGACGACCAAGUGGCCCCCAGCUCCACCUUCUGCAAGGUCUACACCCUCACGCCCCUGCUCAGCAACAACCGGGAGAAGAGGGGCCUGGCGUUGGACGGGAAGCUCAAGCACGAAGACACCAACCUGGCCUCUUCCACCAUCGUGAAGGAGGGUGCCAACAAGGAGGUCCUGGGCAUCCUGGUCUCCUACCGGGUCAAGGUCAAGUUGGUGGUGUCCCGGGGAGGGGAUGUUUCCGUGGAGCUGCCUUUCGUCCUCAUGCACCCUAAGCCACCCGACCAGGCCUCGCCCAAGUUGCAGCCUCAGCUGGCCGCCCCCGAGACGGACGCCCCGGUCGACACCAACCUCAUUGAGUUCGAAACGAACUACGGGCAGGACGAUGACAUUGUAUUCGAAGACUUUGCCCGCCUGCGCCUGAAGGGGCUGAAGGACGACAAGGAAGACGACGACCAUUUUUGCUAGGGAGGGAGAAACGCCCCCCCCUCGCCACCACAGGUCCAGCCAAGUUUGGGGGGGGGGAGCGGAGAGAGAGGAAAGAGCUGAGAAAUGCCCCCCCCCCCGUAUGGAUGUCGCCUCAUCCUCUACUCCCCCCUCCUUUCUUAUAGGAGCCAUCACCCCCCCCCUUUGCCUUGUGUCUUCAUGCUGUAUGGGGGGGGGGCUUUUAAUGUGACUAAAAACGGAGGGGGGAAGGGGCCACCGCUUCACCCCCCCCCAGCUUUUAAUCUUUACCUGCUGCUGCGUAUCUUCUCCACAGAUGGAUUUUAACGCCACCGUCCUCGUCCGUCCCCCUCUCCCAAAUUUUUGUCUAACGCACUGGAAUCAUAUAUUGGGCAUUAUCGUCUGACUGUCGUAUCCCCACCCCGAAAAAAGGACCACGUUGUGUGUGUCUAAUCUCUCUGGGCAACCCCCCCCACCUGCUCUUUAUAUAAAUGUUUUAUUUUUAAAUGCUAUUUUAACUGGUUAGGGAAAACAAUUGGUCAAUUGAACUCUCUCCUCUUUCCCUUAAAAAAAAAUCCAUUGGGGCUGGGAGGCAUCUUCUGUCUCCCCCCCCUCUCUUUUUCAACAAAGCCCCCCACCCACCCACAAGGAGAUAUGCCUCUGCUGGCCAUGGGGAGUGUGAGCUGAGCCCCACCCCCACUGCCUGGGAUUGGGGACCCCUCCCCGUGCCCCCAAAUGCAGAAGGGGGCAGGUGUGUGCCAAUGUCUCUGUGCUUUGUGCCCAGUCCCCCCACCUUUGCAGGGCUGCCCCUCUGUACAAACAGGUGCGGGGCAGGCAAUGCGUGUAAAAAGAAGUAAAAAAAGGCCAUUAUUAUUUCUUAUAUUGUCUGAGCAGAGAGCAAGAAAUGAAUUAAAAAGUGGUUAACAGAU